Puma concolor (puma) is the source of this 2619-nucleotide messenger RNA. The record is from RefSeq and is a predicted model, not a curated record. NCBI's taxonomy places the organism in Eukaryota, Metazoa, Chordata, Mammalia, Carnivora, Felidae.
AUGAAUGUCCGAGUCGUACCCAGGUCAUCCUGCCCAGUUAAGUGGCGGGCACCGGACGCGCGCAGGUCCCCCGGGCUGACACCGCCGCGGCGCCGACAGCCACGCCAGCAGCCACGCCAGCGCGGACGCGGCGGGCCCGGGGUCCACGUCACAACAGCCGUUCCCCCCGCGUCCCUCCCCGCUGCUCCCGCGCCCCAGGCCAACUCGGGCCGCCCGGCUCCGCAGGUCGAGAGCCAGGCUUCUGGGGAGGGGCGGCAGAUGGACAACGGGCUUCCCCGCCAAGCCCCCUGCCCGGCCCCCUCCCCAGUCCUCGGAGGCCAGCCGGGCGCUCAGAGGGGGGCGGCGCCUUCCAAGUUCUCCGACUCGUCGCAGCCGCGGAGACCCGGCUUCCCCCCGCCCCCGGCCUCGCACCCGCAGAGAGGCCUCCCACACACCUGCAGGGGCUCGGCCACCGCUCCCGGCCCGCGCAGGUUCCAGGCCCCGCCCUCUGCCGCACCGCGGAGACCUGCAGGCCCCGGAGUCCUAUCCCGCCCUGGGGCAGGAGACAGAAGAUGGCGACUGUCAAAAGGAGGUGGAAUUGCGCAUGCCCAAAAGCCCCGCGCGCCUCACUCUGGAACUACGCUUCCCAGAAGCCUCGAUCGCAACUUCAUUUUGGAUGACAUAUGUACUUGCGCCCUAGCCGUGGAGAGUGCUGCGCAGGCGCAGCUCCGCCAUCUUCCUAGUACCCCUCCUACGCCUACAGGUUUAGCGAAGCCCUAUAUUCCGUUUCCAGAUUUCCCAAUAACUCUCAAGGUCCUGGUUGCCCACCUUCCUAACAGCAGAGGAGCCAAUAGGACAGUGUCCCAUAGGAAGGCAUUUUACCCACUGGUGUACAGAGUAUUUGUAGGCAGACUGAGCAAAAAUGUGCUGUUUCAGGGGUCACUGUCAUUUGGGGAUGUGACUGUGGACUUCUCCUGGGAGGAGUGGCAGUGCCUGAACCCUGCUCAGAGGACCCUGUACAGGGACGUGAUGCUGGAGAACUACCACAACUUUGUCUCAUUGGGGUUUCUCAUUAACAAGCCAGAGGUGAUCUUCAGAUUGGAGGAAGGGGAAGAGCCAUGGAUAGUAAAGGAAGAAUUUCUGUACCAGAACUACCCAGGUGAGUUAGUGAGUACCAGGAAGGUUAGUGAGGAAGCCAGGAGAGAUUACAAUCUAAGUGGGGAGAAACUUUAUAAAUGUAGUGAAUGUGGGAGGUCCUUUUACAAGAAGUCAUCCCUCAUUCUACAUGAGAGAACAUACACGAGGGGGAAGCCCCAUGAAUGUAAUGAAAGUGGGAAAACUUUCACCUUCGCUCAACAUCAGAGAACUCCUACAGGAGAGAAACGCUUUCAGUGUAAUGAAGACAGUAAAACUUUCUGUCGGCAGUCAGACAUAAAGAGACAUCAGAGGAUGCACACAGGGGAGAAACGCUUUCAAUGUAACGAAUGUGGUAAAACUUUCCAUUGGCAAUCAGACAUUAAGCUACAUCAGAGAACUCACACAGGAGAGAAACCCUUUCACUGUAACAAGUGUGGUAAAACUUUCUAUCGGCAGUCAGAUGUUAAUGCACAUCAGCGAAUUCACACAGGAGAGAAACGCUUUCAGUGUAAUCAGUGUGGUAAAACUUUCUAUUGGCAGUCAGACGUGCAUGCACAUCAGAGAACUCACACAGGAGAGAAACCCUUUCAAUGUAACAAAUGUGGUAAAUCUUUCCAUAGGCAGGCAGACGUUAAUGUUCAUCAGAGAACUCACACAGGAGAGAAACGCUUUCGAUGUAAUGAAUGUGGAAAAACUUUCUACCGGCAGUCAGACGUUAAUGCACAUCAGAGAAUUCACACAGGAGAGAAACCCUUUCAAUGUCAUCAGUGUGGUAAAACUUUCUAUCGGCAGGCGGACGUUAACGUGCAUCAGAGAACUCACACGGGAGAGAAGCGCUUUCAAUGUAAUGAAUGUGGUAAAACUUUCUACCGGCAGUCAGAAGUUAACGUACAUCAGAGAACUCACACAGGAGAGAAGCCCUUUCAGUGUAAUGAAUGUGGUAAAACUUUCUAUCGACAGUCCGAUGUCAAUGCACAUCAGAGAAUUCACACAGGAGAGAAACCUUAUAAAUGUAACGAAUGUGGGAAAUCUUUUUACGAGAAGUCAUCCCUAACUCGACAUGAGAGAACUCACACGGGAGAAAAACCCUAUGAAUGCCAGGAGUGUAGGAGAACUUUCUGCCAGAGGUCAGCCCUCACUCAACAUCAGAGAACUCACACGGGAGAUAGACCCUUUCAUUGUAAUGUGUGUGGCAAAACUUACCGUCAUCUCUCAGCUUUCAACGUACAUCGGAGAACUCACACAGGAGAGAAACCCUUUCAGUGUAUUGAAUGUGAGAAAUCUUUUCUUACAAAGUCGACUCUUAUUAAUCAUCAGAGGACUCACACAGGGGAAAAGCCCUAUGAAUGUAAUGAAUGUGGGAAGAGUUUCCGUCAUAAAUCUACCCUCACUACCCAUCUGAGAACUCACUCAGGAGAGAAACCUUAUAAAUGUUGUGAAUGUGGAAAAGCUUUCGGGCGGAAAUCAGCCCUUACAAAUCAUCAAGGAAUUCACGUAGGGUAG